Messenger RNA from Cercocebus atys (sooty mangabey), 807 nucleotides. RefSeq names its product neuronal tyrosine-phosphorylated phosphoinositide-3-kinase adaptor 1 (gene NYAP1). The transcript has 5 exons. Gene Ontology annotation, biological process: neuron projection morphogenesis; phosphatidylinositol 3-kinase/protein kinase B signal transduction. The coding region runs from base 1 to 807 and encodes 268 amino acids. The record is from RefSeq and is a predicted model, not a curated record. Lineage: Eukaryota; Metazoa; Chordata; Mammalia; Primates; Cercopithecidae.
AUGGUCAAGAUUCAGCUGCAGGAGCAAGGGACCGAUGGGGGUGCUUUUGCCAGCAUCUCCUGUGCCCACGUCAUCGCCAGUGCAGGGACAAAAAAAAAAAAAAAAAAAAAAAAAAGCGCCGCGACAUUUGGGGCAGGCUGGGCCCUGCAGAGAAAGGUCCUCUAUGGAGGGAGAAAAGCAAAGGAGUUGGACACUUUCCUUGUCAUCCCAAAAAAAAAAAAAAAAAAAAAAAAAGCCUGGAAUGGCAGUGCCGAGGGUCCAGGCAAGGAAAAAAAAAAAAAAAAAAAAAAAAAGACAUCAGGGAUCCCAGUGAGGAGCCAGGGGGCAAAAAAAAAAAAAAAAAAAAAAAAAAACGGAGACCGAGGAGGGAGCCGCACCGCGCUGCCAAAAAAAAAAAAAAAAAAAAAAAAAUGCCACCGCAAUGGAGGGCGCUCGGCCUCCACCUCCGGAGUCCGGCAGGAAAAAAAAAAAAAAAAAAAAAAAAACAGCCAGCCCAGGGAUGCCCCGAGCCAGCCCCACCCCGCGCUGCCGCUGCCGCUGCCCCUGCCGCCCCUGCCGCCCCAGCCGGCCCGCGAACGCGACGGGAAGCUGCUGGAGGAAAAAAAAAAAAAAAAAAAAAAAAACAAGGAGAUCAAGGCGCGCCACCGCCCGGACCGAAAAAAAAAAAAAAAAAAAAAAAAAACUAUCCUCCCCAGCUGGCGGCGGGGGCCCGAGCCAAAAAAAAAAAAAAAAAAAAAAAAACGCCGGCAGCACACGGUCCUCUGGGACACCCCCCUCACAUGGCCACUUCUCUUCGGCUUUGCAUGA